Aspergillus steynii IBT 23096 is the source of this 708-nucleotide messenger RNA. RefSeq lists its product as uncharacterized. The record is from RefSeq and is a predicted model, not a curated record. The transcript has a single exon. NCBI's taxonomy places the organism in Eukaryota, Fungi, Ascomycota, Eurotiomycetes, Eurotiales, Aspergillaceae. The coding region runs from base 1 to 708 and encodes 235 amino acids.
AUGUCGAACCGCCAGACUGCCAGUGAGGAGAUUGACGCAGCAUUUGCUGCUUGGGAAUCUCGCCCAGAAGUUUCCACCACCAACGAGGAUGAAUCAGCUAGUAUCACGACGGAUGUGGCGCUAAUGGCUGAUCGUGAGAGCUCUGAUACUUCAUUUGCGGAACAAGCGAUUUACGGGGCCGUGGACGGCAGUAGGACGAGCUUCGAAGAGACCCCCAACGGGGAAGCAGAAUCCGAGACAAUUCCCACCGACAAGCCCAGGGAACAGAUCCCCGAAGACCUCCCUCCCAGCCAUCAUGGUUACUACAGUUCCAGCUCCCGUAGCAGCUCCUCCAACCUGGCAACCAAUCCGCCCAUGGGAUGGCGAACGGGCACAUUGAAUAAGUUCAUCACUGAAGUGACGGAAGGGUCAAAAAUUCCCUCGUCGAAGGAGGUCGUUCUGCGUUUUAGUGCCUUUGCGGACAAAGCUGACAUCACAUUCGAUAUGGAUCGAUAUGACUGUGACGGCAUCAUUGUGGAAGUGCGCAGAAAUGGCUUGCUUGAACGGAAAGCCAGAACAGUCGACGACAGCUUCACAGUAGAUGUCAACGUAUGUCAAAUGGAUGAUGUCGAUGAGAUCCAAACGAUCAGCGCGUAUUUGGCUAAGGAAGGUAGGGUUGCAGCUCUCAUCAUGCGCUAUGUCUUUGAUGAUGUGCAGCAAGAAAGGUAG